AUGGGAGGUCCAAAUAGCAAACAGGAGCCAUCAUCUCCAUCCAAGAUAAACAGGGAUGAAUUGGGGCAAUUAUCACAGGAAGAGGUGGUGCAGAGAGUUAUAGAAUUAGAGUCAGAAUUAAAUGAGUUUCAGGAAUCGAGUAAAGAAUUAGAACAGGCAUUGGAAGAAGAACUUCAGGGAUUGGAGAACGAAAACAGUACACUUCGUGAAGCUUUGGGUACAUCCAAGAAGCAGUUGCAACUCUCCAAGGAGAACAUUGCUAGUCUUAAUAAGGAGAUCUCUGAUUUAAAUGAAACAGUGAUUACAAAGACACAAGAAUAUGAAAAGCAAAUAAGUUCAUUGAAGCAAAAACUUGUUUCUGUAGAAAUAGUAAACGAUGAUAUGGAAGAGAAUGAUCGGAUGUUAUGCAAUAAAUUGGAAUUAGCGGGCCAAUUCAAUAAUGAACUACUCGAAAAAAUAGCCAUAAUAGAAAAUGACUUACAUAGGGAGAAACAGACCAACAGCCAGAAGCAAUUGCAUAUUACGAAUUUUGAAAACUCAAUCAAGGAAAUGAAAGGAAAAAUUUUGUCGUUGGAAACCAAAUUGAGAUUUUACGAAAAUAAUGAAGUCGAAAGUCUGUUUUUGAGCAUGAAAGAUAUUUUAAAUGCCGGGCCCCCUUCAUCCAAGAGCAGUCAUACAUUGGCAAAUGGAAAAGGAUCUGGGAUGAAAAAGUCAGAUUCAUUGAAAAAACUUCAUCAAUUAACCACUAACUCCGAAAGCAUGUCUAAGAAAGCACGUAAUUUGAAGAACUCAGUAUACACUUCGCAGAUGAAAUCCUCACCCACGACAAAAUUGUCAAGGCAUACUUCGAAGGCUACUUUGCGAGGCAAAGUAGCAGACAAGGAAAAUAUUGAACCUUCUCAGGAGACUAUAUCUAUACCUAAGUCACCACCAAUAGUAGAUGUAUCGGCGAGGGCAAACCUAGGCACGAAGGAGCCCCAAAAGAUCUACGAUCAAGCUCAAUUUGAAACAUCAAGACGAGCAUUAGAGGCAGUAAAAGCUUCUCCAGGCAUGAAUAAUAAAACCAUUUCAAAAUCUCCGGAAUUGAGGCAAAUAAAAAGGCGUCAUCGUCGAACCAAUAUUUUUGAUACUUUCAAAUCAUUGAGUCUCAGUAACAGUAACUGA
This is a messenger RNA of Debaryomyces fabryi, 1164 nucleotides long. RefSeq lists its product as uncharacterized. The transcript has a single exon. Gene Ontology annotation, cellular component: kinesin complex; centrosome; kinetochore. Lineage: Eukaryota; Fungi; Ascomycota; Pichiomycetes; Serinales; Debaryomycetaceae. Gene Ontology annotation, biological process: cell migration; chromosome segregation; centrosome localization. Gene Ontology annotation, molecular function: microtubule binding. The record is from RefSeq and is a predicted model, not a curated record. The coding region runs from base 1 to 1164 and encodes 387 amino acids.